AUGUAUAGAACUUCAGGAACUUUUGUUGGAUUGCUGUUAUUGGAAUUGCUAAGGCUAUUAACGAAUUGUUUUCAUUUUUUAGGCCUGCUUGGUUCGACGCUAGUAACUGUUUCAGCUGAAAAGUUUAAUCUUGCUAACGGGAAGGCUAAGAUUAAAGAAAUUUUAACUUACCUCUAUGAAGAUGUGCUUAAACAACAGGUUCCUAAUUUUCAAAGCAUCAAUAACGCUUCCGAUUUUGAUGGUUUGUCUACCGCAGCUGAAUCAUUUCUGAACGAUUCAAAAAUAGAAGAAAUCAAGAACGUAGCUGCAGAUCAUUUCCCCGAAAUAUCUCAACAAAUCCAAUCCUAUUUAAACAUACUCGCUGCAGAAAUGGAAGACGAUGAUGAUACGAAGAAUGAAACGAUUCCAUUAAGCGGCGCGAUAGCCAAAAUAACACCCUCGUAUGCCCACAAACACUACGAAGAGCCUGACCCGGCAGAUCUGUUUCAAGGAUAGGUAGGUAUAGGUAUAGGUAUAGGUACCUACGAAAAUUCUAUAAAAUUAUUUUAUUAUACAUAUUUGUUAAGUUGCUUUGACUAUAUUUUCUAAAAUCAAAUUUCACAUUAUAGUAUUAGUACGAGUAGGUAUACUGGUAUAGUUACAGUUAAUUUAUCUAUUAAGUAAUUCGGAUAGGUACCCAAUGAAUUUGAAUUAUAUUUCAUAAGCUGUGUAUCCAAUAUUGUA
This is a messenger RNA of Planococcus citri (citrus mealybug), 723 nucleotides long. RefSeq lists its product as uncharacterized. The transcript has 9 exons. NCBI's taxonomy places the organism in Eukaryota, Metazoa, Arthropoda, Insecta, Hemiptera, Pseudococcidae. Bases 1 to 495 code for a protein of 164 amino acids. The record is from RefSeq and is a predicted model, not a curated record.